UGCCAAAUUUCCCUACUAAACCAACCAACCAUGGAAGCCAAAUCGUUUCUUUCUUCUUCUUCUUCUUCUCCCUUCACGCUCUCUUCCCUUCCUUCUCCUCUUUUGCCUCAACAUCUCCACUACAAGGGCCUGUUCUCAGUUCCUGUAAAUCCGCAGACAUGUCGAAUAGCCGUUGUCCACGAGAAGUUCAGCUUCUGCACAAAGGCAAAUCUUAGAGGAAAUGUGCAGGUGACUGGAGUUCCGACUUCUGUUCCGGUGAGAGUAGCACACGAGCUUUAUCAAGCUGGGCAUCGAUAUUUGGAUGUUAGGACUCCUGAAGAGUUCAGUGCAGGGCAUGUUCCUGGGGCCAUUAACAUUCCUUACAUGUACAAACUUGGAUCAGGAAUGGCAAAGAACCACAGUUUUCUGGCAGAAGUAUCAGCACACUUUGGACAAUAUGAUGAGAUUAUAGUUGGGUGCCAACUUGGGAAGCGGUCUCUAAUGGCUGCCACUGAUCUUCAAGCUGCUGGCUUUACUGCUGUCACUGACAUUGCGGGAGGGUAUGCCGCGUGGACUCAGAACGGGCUUCCGACGGAAUGAUGAUGUUGUAGCCACAGAAUAAGGUGCUGAUACAAUAAUAAACUAAGAAGA
Messenger RNA from Hibiscus syriacus, 630 nucleotides. Its product is annotated as thiosulfate sulfurtransferase 16, chloroplastic-like. Lineage: Eukaryota; Viridiplantae; Streptophyta; Magnoliopsida; Malvales; Malvaceae. The record is from RefSeq and is a predicted model, not a curated record. Gene Ontology annotation, molecular function: thiosulfate-cyanide sulfurtransferase activity. The coding region runs from base 31 to 579 and encodes 182 amino acids. The transcript is spliced from 6 exons.